This is a messenger RNA of Populus nigra (black poplar), 5563 nucleotides long. Its product is annotated as DNA-directed RNA polymerase I subunit 1. Bases 168 to 5270 code for a protein of 1700 amino acids. NCBI's taxonomy places the organism in Eukaryota, Viridiplantae, Streptophyta, Magnoliopsida, Malpighiales, Salicaceae. Gene Ontology annotation, biological process: DNA-templated transcription. The record is from RefSeq and is a predicted model, not a curated record. The transcript is spliced from 21 exons. Gene Ontology annotation, cellular component: RNA polymerase I complex. Gene Ontology annotation, molecular function: DNA-directed RNA polymerase activity; DNA binding.
CCAAUGUUUGCGAAACUUAAAAAGAAAAGCAGGGCAUCACAGCCCACGCCUCUCUUAAACCCUCUCUAAGCCCUCCCCUUAAAAAAACUUCAUCGGCGCCGUCUUUUAUCGCCUCUCCGUCACUCUAUCACCUCCCACUCUGUUGCGGCCGCUGCAAGAAUACUUCCAUGGCUGCCCUAGAGGGUGCAACUGUGUCAGUUGAUUCGGUAGCGUUUAGCUUCUUAACGGAUGAAGAGGUUCAUAAGCAUAGUUUUGUAAAGAUUACCAGCGCGAGAUUGCUUGAUACUUUGGACAAACCUGUGCCUGGUGGAUUAUAUGACCCAGCAAUGGGGCCUCUAGGGGAUGAGCCUUGCAAAACAUGCGGUCAACGUUCAACUAAUUGCACAGGUCAUUGUGGCCAUAUAGAUCUGAUUAGUCCAGUUUACAAUCCUCUGCUCUUUAAUUUUCUUCACAAACUUCUGCAAAGAACCUGUUUCUUCUGCUUUCAUUUUAGAGCAGAUAGCAACCAGGUUGAGAAAUUUGUUUCUCAAUUGGAACUCAUCAUAAAAGGUGAUGUUGUUGGGGCUAAAAGGUUGGAUUCUUUCUCGCCCAUUGAAGCCUCAUUGCCAGAAGACAGUGAUGGCAGCAGUGAAUCUUGUUCUACAAUUCAUUCAGGAGCACGGCAUCCAAACAAUGAGCAGUCAAAGCAGAGCGAAUGGACCUCCCUUCAGUUAUCUGAAGCAAUGUCUAUCUUAAAUAAUUUUCUGAAGUUGGAAUCAAAGAAGUGCAAGAACUGUUCAGCAUCAAAUCCUAAUAUUCGGAAGCCUACUUUUGGUUGGUUUCAUUGGGCAGGUUUAUCAAAUGCAGCUAUUAGAUCAAAUCUGAUUAAGCAGCAGACAAUUGAAGGGCCAUUUGGGGGUGCAUUUGAAGAGUUGAUAGAUGCAGAAGAUGCAACCAAAUCUCCUAGUAACAAAGAGUCUGCCACAAACAGGAAUUUGAAAGAACACCAGAAAUUGCAACAUCAGUUCACUAGCCAGAAAGAUGCUUUGUCCUCGCAGUUAUUACCAUCAGAAGCGAUGGAUAUUUUAAAGCUUUUGUGGAAAAAUGAAGCUCAACUCUGCUCAUUGAUGAGUGACAUUCAGCAGCAAGGAGUUGGAAAGAAAAAGGCAGGGCAUUCUAUGUUCUUUCUGAACACUGUUUUAGUGCCUCCAAUCAAAUUCAGGCCUCCGACCAAGGGAGGCGACUCUGUGAUGGAACAUCCUCUAUCUGUUUUGCUGAGCAAGGUGCUGGAAUUGAAUGGAUCUUUGGCAGAUGCGCAUAGAAGCAAUGAUUUCCCAUUAAUAGCUAGGCGGUGGUUGGAACUUCAGCAAUCUAUAAAUGUCUUGUUUGAUUCCAAUACUGCCAAGGGUCAGAAGGAUGUGGUUUCUGGGAUAUGCCAGAUACUUGAGAAAAAGGAGGGUAUGUUUCGGCAGAAAAUGAUGGGAAAAAGGGUUAAUUAUGCAUGCCGGUCUGUUAUUUCCCCAGAUCCUUAUUUAGAUGUUAACGAAAUUGGAAUUCCUCCGUGCUUUGCAGUGAAGUUAACAUAUCCUGAGAGAGUGACACCCUGGAAUGUUGCCAAAUUGAGAAAUGCUGUAAUCAAUGGCGCUGAAAGUCACCCUGGCGCUACACACUAUGUGGAUAAGCUGUCUACUACUAAGCUUCCACCGAAUCGAAAAAUGCGUGUUUCUGUAGCAAGGAAAUUAUCCGGGAGGAGUGUUGAUUAUGAAUAUGAAGGGAAAAUUGUAUAUCGCCAUUUGCAAGAUGGAGAUAUUGUGCUUGUCAAUCGACAGCCUACACUUCACAAACCAAGUAUAAUGGCACAUGUAGUUCGUGUAUUGAAGGGGGAGAAGACACUACGCAUGCACUAUGCAAAUUGCAGUACAUACAAUGCUGAUUUUGAUGGUGAUGAAAUGAAUGUUCAUUUCCCACAAGAUGAAGUUUCUCGAGCUGAAGGUUACAACAUUGUUAAUGCAAAUAAUCAAUAUGUCAGGCCUUCCAAUGGCGAACCAAUUAGAUCCUUGAUUCAGGAUCAUAUUAUUAGUGCUGUGCUUUUAACAAAGAAGGACACUUUUUUGACCGAGGAUGAAGUUUAUCAACUGCUUUAUAGUUCUGGUGUGUCAAAUGCUCGUCCAACAUCUUUCAGUGGCAAAGCUGGCCGGAAAGUUAUUUUCUUAAGUUAUGAAGAUGAGAUUGAAACCCUUGAUCCUGCAAUAAGGAAACCCAUUUAUCUGUGGUCAGGAAAACAGUUGAUUACUGCUGUGUUGAAUCACAUUACAAGGGGCCAUCCACCAUUCACUGUUGAGAAAGGUGGGAAGCUCUCGUAUGAUUUUUUUAAGACUAAAAUUAAGAAUGGCAAAUCUAGCAAUGGAGAAAAAGUUGGUGUAAGCAAACCAAUGAAGGAAAAAGAGUCUGGCAAAGUCAAUCCAAAAGAAAAUCAGCUUGAAGAUGAUAAGAUGAUUAUCUUUAGGAAUGUAUUGGUCCAAGGGGUGAUUGACAAGGCCCAGUUUGGUGAGUAUGGUUUGGUGCACACAGUUCAAGAAUUGUUUGGCGCAAAAGCAGCUGGCAGCCUGCUCUCUGUUUUCAGUCGUUUAUUCACUGCUUAUUUGCAGAUGCAUGGAUUCACAUGUGGAGUUGAUGAUCUUUUGAUAACGAAAAUUAAAGACGAUGAAAGGAAGAAGCAACUUGAAAACUGUGAAAAGUGCGGGGAACAAAUUCAUCGUAAAUUUAUCGGAAUCAAGGAUGAGAACAUUAAGAUAGAUCCAUUGGAAUUACAAUCAAAUAUUGAGAAAACUAUACGCAGUGAUGGUGAGUCUGCCUUGACAUAUCUGGAUAGGCAGAUGACAAAUGAACUAAAUUCCAAAACAAGCUCAGGAGUCAUCAAUGAGCUGUUGUCUGAAGGGUUGCUAAAACCCUCUGGAAAGAAUUGCAUAUCACUUAUGACUACAUCUGGGGCUAAAGGUAGCAAGGUCAAUUUCCAACAGAUAUCUUCUUUUCUAGGCCAACAGGAGUUGGAAGGUAAAAGAGUUCCUCGAAUGGUUUCUGGAAAGACCUUGCCCUGCUUUCAUCCAUGGGAUUGGGCAGCCCGUGCUGGAGGCUAUAUUAUUGAUCGUUUUCUCACCGGUCUGCGUCCUCAAGAAUAUUAUUUCCAUUGUAUGGCUGGUCGUGAAGGGUUGGUUGAUACAGCUGUCAAAACAUCUCGCAGUGGAUACCUCCAAAGAUGCCUGAUUAAAAAUCUUGAGUGCCUCAGAAUCGGCUAUGAUCAUACAGUUCGUGAUGCUGAUGGCUCAAUUGUUCAAUUUUACUAUGGAGAAGAUGGUGUGGAUGUUCAUCAAACGGGCUUUAUUGCUAAAUUUGAAGCCUUGGCAGCGAAUCGAGAAAUAAUAUACGAAAAAAGUGAUGAGCUUGGCACAUUUAAUGCUUAUAUUUCGGAAUUGCCUAAAGCUCUUAAAGAAAAAGCGGAAACAUUCCUACGUAAAAUCGCAAAGGAGCAGAGUUCUUUACAUGAUCCCACAAAGGAUCGGAGUUCUAAUUUAGUGGAACAUGAUUUCUAUAAGUUACUGAAGCAAAAGUUUUUCCUGAGUCUUGCACAACCAGGAGAACCAGUUGGUGUCCUUGCUGCUCAGUCUGUAGGAGAACCAUCUACACAGAUGACGCUGAACACUUUCCAUCUAGCCGGGCGUGGUGAAAUGAAUGUAACACUUGGAAUUCCACGUCUCCAAGAGAUUUUGAUGACUGCUUCAGCUGAUAUCAAGACUCCGAUAAUGACCUGCCCCUUGCAGGAAGGGAGAACUAAAGAGGAUGCUGAGCGCCUUUCUGAUAAGUUGAAGAAGGUCACCGUAGCCGAUAUAGUAGAGAGCAUGGAAGUAUCUGUCAUGCCAUUUGCUGUUCAGAAUGACGACAUUUGCAGAAUUUAUAAGCUUAAAAUGAAGCUUUAUACACCAGCGCACUACCCACAACAUGCUGAUAUAUCAGUAGAAAAUUGGGAAGAAACCCUUGAGGUGUUGUUUGUGAGAGAGUUGGAGGAUGCUAUACAAAAUCAUCUGGUUUUGCUUUCUAAAAUUAGCGGCAUUAAGAAUUUUUUGAAGGAAUCACAUUCAGGGACGCCAAUUGAAGCAGAAGAAGAUGUUUCUGGCAACAUAUCACGCGAGGGUGAAAACGAUGAUGAUAGUGAUGAUGAAGAAGGGGAAGAUGCUGAUGAUCUAGGUUUAGAUGUGCAGAAAAGAAAACAGCAAGUUACAGAUGAGAUGGAUUAUGAUGAUGGCUCUGAGGGGGUACUGAAUGAAGAUGAAGGGGAUUUAUCAGGAAGCCAGGCUCCAUCUGGAUCUGAAAGUGAUACUGAACCGGCUGAUAAAGAAAGUGAGAUCAGUAAUACUGAUAUGGUUGACUAUGACAGUGAAUAUUUUGAAAAGCCAACACAUCUUGGAAAUUACUCUAAGCCAAAGUCAAGGAAGAAAACCUCAGAAAGUUCAUCACAAGUCGAAAUGCAUUCUAAGCUAAAGUCAACAGAAAAGAAGAAACAAAAGGCCAAGAGAAAGAAAGUUAGAUCGAAAUUAGUUAAAAAGGACUUUGAUAGAUCAAUCUUUGUGGAAGCCAAGGGAUUGCACUUUGAAAUCCAUCUUAAAUUCACCAAUGAACCUCAUAUUUUACUGGCCGAGAUUGCUCAGAAGACAGCCAAGAAGGUCUGUAUCCAGAAUCCCGGGAAGGUUCAACGGUGUCAAGUGACUGAUUGCAAAGAAAAUCAAGUGAUUUACUAUGGGAAAGACCCCAAGAGAAGAAUUGAUAUUGAACCUGGGGAAAAACAAAAAAUCCCAGCGCUUCAUACAAUUGGAGUGGACUUCAAUACAUUUUGGAAAAUGCAAGAUCACCUUGAUGUUAGGUAUAUGUAUUCAAAUAGCAUUCAUGGUAUGCUGAAAGCUUAUGGAGUAGAGGCCGCAAGAGAGACAAUCAUUAGGGAGAUAAAGCACGUGUUCAAUUCUUAUGGAAUAUCUGUUAAUACACGGCAUUUGUCUCUUAUUGCUGAUUAUAUGACCCAUACCGGUGAGUACCGCCCGAUGAGUCGUAUUGGGGGCAUAUCAGAGUCGAUAUCACCUUUAAGUAAAAUGUCUUUUGAGACAGCGUCCAAAUUCAUAGUUGAAGCAGCAUUGCACGGGGAGGUUGAUAAUUUGGAAGCUCCAUCUGCUAGGGUUUGUCUUGGAUUGCCAGUGAAAAUGGGUACUGGAUCUUUUGAUUUGAUGCAGAAACUGGAAAUUUGAUCCCCUGUAAUUUUUAAUUUUUUUUUCACCUGUUAAAUCAUACUGAAGGGGGGUUCUAAGGCGAUUCCUAGUUAAUUAUUCUGAUGAAUGUUUCUAGUCUAUCACGCGUCUUAUUUUUUCUUUUUCUUGGAAAUUCCUUUCAUUGUUGUUUUUUUUUUUUGAAGUUGUCUUUUUCCUUGUAACAUAGGUGUAAGCAAAUCAUAUUUUUGUUUAGAUAAGAGGGGUAAAGAGAUGUUUUUUUUCGAUGACAUGAGAGAUUAUAUUAAUUAUUAUCGUUUUGAAUUUAUAGUUUU